CGUGACAGAUCCAAACGCACAAAGUGACACGAAAGAGAAGAAAACAUCCCGCGCAGCGCCGCCGCGAGGAUGCUCCCGGCGCCUCCUUUCUCCCACGGUGACUUCGUCGCCGUCCUCUCCCGCUGCGCCACCCUCGCGCACCUCAAGCAGCUCCACGGCCGCUCCGUCGUCACCGCCCGCGCCGCGUCGCAGUCCACCACCUUCCAACUCCUCCGCUUCGCCUCCCUCCGCCUCUCCUGCCUCCCCUACGCCCGCCGCCUCUUUGACUCCACGCCACACCCCAACGUCUUCCUCUACUCCGCCAUGCUCUCGGCCUACGCCGCCGCAUCCCCAGCUCAGGCAUACGGUCAUGACGCUCUCGCUCUCUUCCUCCGCAUGCUCCGCCGCGGCCGCCCCGCGCCCAACCAGUUUGUCUACCCGCUCGUCCUCCGAGCCGCCUGCGCCAUUGGAGUCCAGCUGGUUAGGUCGAUCCAUUCUCACGCUUGCAAGAGUGGGUUCCAUGCGUAUGACGUUAUAAGGACUUCGCUGCUCGAUGGGUACUCGAGGUAUGGAAUGAUGUUGGACGCGCGAAAGCUGUUCGAUGGUUUGACUGAGAGGAAUGUGAUCUCUUGGACUGCGUUAGUGUCCGGGUAUGCAAGGGCCGGGAAGAUCGGAGAUGCAAUCGUGUUGUUUGAUCGGAUGCCCGAGAGGGACGUGGCUGCCUGGAAUGCAAUGAUCACCGGCUGCACGCAGAAUGGGCUAUUUGUGGAGGCCGUGGGGAUUUGUAGCAGGAUGGUGGAUGAGGGGUUCCAACUGAAUGGGACGACAGUUUCUUGCGUGCUGUCUGCAUGUGGGCAUCUUGGGAUGCUUAAAAUCGGGAAGGUGGUCCAUGGUUAUGCGUGGAGGAGCUGUGUUGGUUUUGGCUCAUCAGUUGUGAAUGGCUUGAUUGAUAUGUAUGGUAAAUGUGGAAAUUUGAAGGAGGCGAGGUGGAUGUUUGAUGAGUUUUCUGAUAGGAGUCUUACCACAUGGAAUUCUCUGAUUAAUUGCCUUGCACUACAUGGGCACAGCAAGAGUGCAAUUGCUGUGUUUGAUGAGAUGAGGGACGAAGGAAUUGAACCUGAUGUGGUUACAUUUGUUGGACUGUUGAAUGCAUGUACACAUGGUGGAUUUGUCGAUGAAGGGCUUACAUACUUUAAAUUAAUGUGUGAUGAGCUGAGAAUUGAGCCAGAGAUUGAGCAUUAUGGGUGUAUCGUUGACCUUCUUGGCCGGGCAGGGCGGUUUGAAGAUGCAAUGAAUGUUAUCAACGAUAUGAAAGUCCAACCAGAUGAGGUCAUUUGGGGGUCACUACUCAAUGCAUGUAGGACACACAGACAGCUAGAGCUGGCUGAGUUUUCUGUAAGGAAGUUACUGCAGUUGAAUCCAAACAAUGCUAAUUAUGUGGUGAUGCUGGCAAACUUAUACAGUGAAGGUGGCUCCUGGGAAGAGGUUACAAAGAUAAGGAAGCUCAUGAAGGAGGAUAUUAUGGGCAAGAAACUACCUGGUUGUAGCUGGAUCGAGGUGGAUCGCAAGACACACCGGUUUUACUCUGGUGAUGAUGCUCAUCCUGAAUCAGAGGAUAUCUAUGACACUCUUGACGAAUUAGCUGCCUCAAUGGAAAUGUGACAGGAUUGAUUUGGAUAGGUUGAUAGUUUCAGUUUGAAAGGCAGCAGUUUCUAUUCCCUAAAUGGAGUGGGAUAAAUUGAAGCAAUCUAGGCAUCCUUAUGAUAGAUGUACGCAUGAAGGUGCUCCUUCGAGCUCUCCUAUCAAGCUCCUUCAUGGAAGAGUAGUACUUGUGCCAGUACUGUACUUCUGUGCCAGGAUUAUGCACUACUACUUCAUAAUGCAAUUUUGAUGCAUGAGGGAAGAAAAAUAAAGGAGAGGCUAGAAGAUUCUUUUUUAACAAUAGAAGCUAAAGAUGGAGUGAAGAACAAAUGGUUGAAGUUGCCAAUGCAUUUCCAUGCAUGUAUCAUGUCAGCAGGGGAAGACAUGGAGAAAUGAGCACCAGACGUUGUCGUUGCAAUCUAGACAGAAGAAAUGAAGGUAGAAAAAGAAUGGUGCAGAUUAUAGAACAAACAUGCAAGGUACAAUGAAGUGAACCAAAUAUGAGACGGAGAAUAUAGGUACUCUCUACGAUUCUACACUCGAUCAGAGAAUAAUUCCAGCGAUGCCAGUGCAAUGCCUGAUCAUGUAAUUCGUGUCGUGAACCGUAGCACCUUGAUCAUCCAAAAGCAGAUAAAAUCUUUAAUCCUUUGGAUGACGUGACCUGUUGAGCCUCCAAAGACAGACAAGAGACCCAUCAAUGUAUCUAAGCUUGUAGCCAGUGAGAAAUGAUAAUCACAUUUAUCUCUUGUCAAUGAUUGAGAAUCUAGCUGAUUUAUGAGCUA
This is a messenger RNA of Brachypodium distachyon (stiff brome), 2402 nucleotides long. Its product is annotated as pentatricopeptide repeat-containing protein At1g33350. Lineage: Eukaryota; Viridiplantae; Streptophyta; Magnoliopsida; Poales; Poaceae. The record is from RefSeq and is a predicted model, not a curated record. Gene Ontology annotation, molecular function: protein binding; RNA binding. Gene Ontology annotation, biological process: RNA modification. Bases 70 to 1641 code for a protein of 523 amino acids. The transcript is spliced from 3 exons.